Molecule: messenger RNA, 1019 nt
Organism: Alnus glutinosa
Lineage: Eukaryota; Viridiplantae; Streptophyta; Magnoliopsida; Fagales; Betulaceae
Product: bidirectional sugar transporter SWEET5
Exons: 6
Coding region: 229-897 (222 amino acids)
Biological process (GO): carbohydrate transport
Cellular component (GO): membrane
Molecular function (GO): sugar transmembrane transporter activity
Source: RefSeq, a predicted model, not a curated record
GUUUCUCAGACAGUUAUAAUCACCCGUCUUAUAUUCCUAUAAUAAUGAGUUCUAGGAGAAACUUUUGGGUUUUUCGAUCAAUUAUAACAUAUUGCAGAAACACCAUAUCUGUGCUUCUUUCUACUUUCUUCAUUUUCUUGUUCAACAAUCUCCCUUCUCCUAGCUUGCUCGACAUUGCCACUAUGGUUAACACUGAGGCUGCUAGAACAGCUGUGGGCAUUAUUGGGAAUGUCAUCUCUAUUGGCUUAUUUGCCUCCCCAAUGUAAAUUCUCUCUCCGUGGCCCAACAUUCGUUAAAAUAUUGAAGGCAAAAUCAGUGGAAGACUUCAAGCCGGACCCUUACGUAGCAACAGUACUGAAUUGCGCAAUGUGGUGUUUCUACGGUCUCCCCCUUGUCCAUCCAGACAGCUUUCUUGUCAUCACAAUCAACGGCUGUGGGUUAAUAAUCGAGAUCAUCUACGUUACCGUCUUCUUCCUAUACUCUCCCUGGUCAAAGCGUCGGAGGAUCCUCAUUGCUCUUGUGAUUGAAAUCAUCUUCUUUGCCUGCGUAGUUUUCGUUACCCUACACUUUUUCCAUACCACCAAAGAAAGAUCCACGAUAAUCGGCACAGUGUGUAUUGUCCUCAAUGUACUGAUGUAUGCUUCACCCUUGACUGUCAUGCGCAUGGUCAUUAGAACAAGGAGUGUGAAGUACAUGCCAUUCACUCUAUCAGUAGCCAACUUCUGCAAUGGAGUCGUUUGGAUGAUUUAUGCCCUCCUCAAAUUCGAUCUCUUCAUCUUGAUUCCCAAUGGUUUGGGAACUUUUUUUGGUUUGGGUCAGCUCAUACUGUAUGCCAGCUACUACAGGUCGACCCAAUGGGACAGAAGAGCACGUGAGGCAGAACUCUUUUAUGCAUAAGCAUCUCACACUGCUAUUUAUUGUUCAAUUUUUUGGAGCCACUUUCACACACAUACAAAUAUAGGAGAGGUCAAGCAGUCGUAUCAGAAAUGAAAACUAAUACAGCAAUCAAUUUUUUAAUA